AGAGUAAAAGCAGUAGAGAGGGUUACUGGAACAGAAGUGAUGGACUUAGUCCAGUCAGACUGACAGAGCUCACCAAGGCUCCUAUUUUUUGGGUUGUGAGGAGCAGGCUGACCAUGCUGUGGACCUUCUGUGCUUUCAAAACACCAUAUGGAUUGAGGAGCACUUAACUUGAUCUUCUGAGGUUCUUCAAAGGCUGAGGACGUCUGACAACUUGAAACCUCAAUACUGUGCAUCUCUUUGGCACACUUCAGAAUUUGGUGAACACCUCAAAAAUAUUUUCUUCUGGCCGUUUUAGCAACGUUCACACUACUUUGGUUUUGCAUACUAAAGACUGCAUACUUUAAUAUUUAUUCAAAGGCUUGAUUUGACCGGCACCGGCAUCUGACUUCUGAGGUUUCACAGGCUUUUGCGUCAGCAGACAGACAGAGGUGUUUAAUAGAAAGCUUUAUGAGGGACGACCUGAAACGGAGAACAUACUGACAAAGAGAAAAAGUGUGGGGGGGAUUACGAGGGACAGAGAGACGGAUAGAGAGAGGGAAACCCCACAGAGCAAUUUUUACCGGUUGUGAUGAGUCUUUUCACAGCACUCCUCAGAGUUUCUUCAGGAUAUCGACGGGUUUGAAACGGGAGCCGUUCAAUAAGUUAUCUGGCCUGUGAGGAGUGUGUGGUCAUGGCUCUUCACGUGGUAGUAUGGUUGGUGUUGCUCCUGGUGAGUGGACCAAUCCAAGGAACGAAGGGUGGCGCUCAAGAGUUUGACAGCAGCGAUGAAGGUCCUAAGGUUGAAUUUCUGUCUCGAACCCGACGGGCCCCCGAGCCUAUUCCUCAAGAUAAGUGCUCGUACACUUUUAUUGUACCCCAACAGAAGGUUACGGGAGCCAUCUGUGUGAAUUCCAAGGAGCCAGAGGCUUUGCUGGAGAAUCGUGUCAAUAAGCAGGAGCUGGAACUUCUCAAUUCUGAGCUCCACAAGCAGAAGAGACAAAUUGAGACGCUACAGCAACUCGUAGAGGUCGACGGUGGAAUUGUCAACGAGGUGAAGCUUCUGCGCAAAGAGUCUCGUAACAUGAAUUCUAGAGUAACCCAGUUAUACAUGCAACUACUGCACGAGAUCAUCCGCAAGCGUGACAAUGCGCUGGAGCUGUCACAGCUGGAGAACAAGAUCCUAAACCAGACUUCCGAGAUGCUGCAGCUCACAAACCGCUAUAAAGAUCUGGAGUACAAGUAUCAGCACCUUGCCUCACUGGCCAAUAACCAGUCAACGCUCAUUGCCCUUCUUGAGGCACAGUGUCAGAGGGGACCACCAGUUAUGGCCCCAAGGGUACAGCCCCAGCCCCAGCCUCAGCCCCAACCUCAACCCAGACCCUCAACACCUCUCAAUAAGCCCUACCAGCCACCUCCCUUUAACCGCAACAAUCAGAUCACCAAUGAGAUCCAGAGCGAUCAGAACCUUAAAGUGCCACCUGUCCCUCCUCCUACUAUUCCAGGUGCAUCUCACAACCUGUCUACAACAAACAAACCCUCCGGUCCAUGGAAAGACUGUCUGCAGGCUCUAGAAGAUGGGCACACUAACAGCGACAUGUAUCUAGUCAAACCGGAAAACACCAACAAGCUGAUGCAGGUAUGGUGUGACCAGAGACAUGACCCUGGUGGCUGGACAGUCAUCCAGAGAAGAAUGGAUGGAUCUGUCAACUUCUUUAGAAACUGGGAGACAUAUAAGCAAGGCUUUGGAAACAUAGAUGGAGAAUAUUGGUUAGGACUGGAAAACAUACAUUGGUUAACCAACCAGGGGAACUACAAACUGCUGGUGACGCUGGAGGACUGGUCUGGACGCAAGACGUUUGCCGAGUAUGCAAGUUUCCGUCUCGAGGCCGAAUCAGAGUUCUACAAGCUCAGGGUUGGUCGUUACCACGGUAACGCCGGCGACUCUCUGACAUGGCACAAUGGGAAGCAGUUCACCACCUUGGACAGGGAUCACGACGCAUACACAGGCAACUGUGCCCACUACCAAAAAGGAGGCUGGUGGUAUAACGCCUGCGCCCACUCGAAUCUAAACGGUGUGUGGUACAGGGGCGGCCACUACCGCAGUCGCUAUCAGGACGGAGUUUACUGGGCUGAAUUCAGAGGCGGCUCUUAUUCCCUUAAGAAGGUGGUGAUGAUGAUCAGACCCAACCCAAACACUUUCCAUUGAGCAGCACACACACAUAAGGCAAAAACUGAUGACUGCUCGCUCAUCUUCACUCAAUAGAGUGCAAUUCACUUAGAGUUUUUGAAUUGUUAUGGUUCUAACGUAUAUACAGUAAGAUAUGAACAUUGUUUUGGUUAACGUAAUUGGAAACUACAUGAGAACGAAAUUGUCAGUGACUAAAGAAGACAUAACACGCAAUUACUGUAAGUCCCUCAUGGUUUGGCCUAUGCUUUUUUAACAAAUAUUGCAAAGAAAUGAUCAGAAGUCAUUACUUGUUACAAAUAAGACACAGGACAUUCAAUCCAGUGAUAGCUUACGCUUUCCUAGUUUAUUCAAAGCUAAGAGAAUAUAUAUACUGUAUAUUGCCUUAUGAGAUGAAUGACUCAUAAUUUAUUUCAGGGACAUCAUUUUAAAAACUCAUAUACAUGUCAUAGUUUAAUGCAUAGAAAAGAUUCAUUGCCAAAUUUUAAAACAGUUGCUCCAUCUAAAAACUGUAUUUACUGUGUAAAUUAUCUGUUGGUAUCAAAAGAACCAACACAUGUUUAUGUACAUAUAAACGCAAUAUUGUUGAAAAUAAUGUGUAAUUUGUAAUAUACUAUAUAUUUCCCCAUGUACGUUCAAAUUGUUGCAAUAAAAGA
Paramisgurnus dabryanus is the source of this 2820-nucleotide messenger RNA. RefSeq names its product angiopoietin-like 2b (gene angptl2b). The record is from RefSeq and is a predicted model, not a curated record. Gene Ontology annotation, biological process: blood coagulation. Lineage: Eukaryota; Metazoa; Chordata; Actinopteri; Cypriniformes; Cobitidae.